Molecule: messenger RNA, 2305 nt
Organism: Cuscuta campestris
Lineage: Eukaryota; Viridiplantae; Streptophyta; Magnoliopsida; Solanales; Convolvulaceae
Source: the annotation of a GenBank genome assembly
AUUGAAAGAGAAGCAAGAGUAUGCAGACCUCUGAUGUUUUGAAGUCUGAAUCAUCAAGCAAGAGUCUACGCGGUUCAACCUCACCCUCCUGCAGUGGACCUCUUCACAUCAUUGUAUAAAUUUGUUCUUCACGUUAAUGGCUCUUACAGGCUUUUCAGUGUAUGUGAAGCACCAGAGUAUUUUGGUAGAAGGCAUUGAUUUGGAUAUGUAUUUCUUGAAAGUUCUUUAUUGUGAUGUGAAAUCAUUGUCUAAUAAACAGAAUCCAUACUCCCAAAAAGUCACACCCCCAACUUCUCACUCUCUCUCUCCUCUUCUGUUCGCCCUGUCUUGAAUUAAUCGAGAAGUUAGAAAAAAAGGAGAGGAAGAAGAAUAUGGACGAUAGCUCUCUGCAGCUCAAGAAAAUGAAGCCAGAGCUUGAGGAAGAAGAUGAAGAAGCUGCAUCAACGAUCCAGCGAAAAACGAAACCAAAGGGCGGUCUUGUCACAAUGCCCUUCAUCAUAGCAAAUGAGGCACUGGAGAAGGUGUCAAGCUAUGGGCUAUUGCCAAACAUGAUACUGUAUUUGAUGAACGAUUACGGGAUGAGUGUGGCCAAAGGCCAGAAUUUACUAUUCUUUUGGUCAGCUGCCACCAAUUUCUUGCCUUUGCUUGGUGCUUUUCUCUCUGAUUCUUAUCUGGGUCGUUUCCUUACCAUUUCCCUUGGUUCAAUUUUCAGCCUCUUGGGGAUGGUUGUGUUGUGGCUGACGGCAAUGGUUGCGAAACUAAGGCCUCCAGAAUGCACCCGACCAAAUCCGCAACCGUGUAAAUCCGCGGCCACAUCGGCACAGUUCUUUGUCCUGGUCACUUCCUUCGUGCUGAUGUCCAUUGGUGCAGGCGGCAUAAGACCAUGUUCUUUAGCUUUUGGGGCAGACCAGCUGAACAAGAAGAAAGACAACCCUCGGAACCAAAGGGUGUUGGAGAGCUACUUUGGUUGGUACUACGCCUCCGCUGCAAUCUCAGUCAUGAUUGCUCUCACUGCCAUUGUCUACAUUCAAGAUCAUUUUGGCUGGAAAGUUGGGUUCGGAAUUCCGGCCCUUCUCAUGUUAGUGGCUGCCACCCUCUUCAUUCUUGCCUCUCCUUUGUAUGUCAAGGGCAAGAGUAGCGGCAAUCUGUUUAGCCGCUUUGCCCGCGUGCUGGUGGCUGCUUUCAAGAACCGGCACCUCCCUCACCCACCAUCUCAAAUCCCUUGUUAUUACCAUUUCAACAAAGGUUCAGAAUUCAUGGUGCCCACUGACAAAUUAAGGUUCUUAAACAAGGCGUGCAUCAUCAAGAAAGCUGAAGAUGUGAAGGCAGAUGGCAUUCCAGCAAAUCCAUGGGAGCUAUGCAGUGUUGAUCAGGUUGAGGAGCUAAAAGCUCUGUUAAGAGUGAUCCCAUUAUGGUCCACUGGGAUAAUGUUAUCCAUCAACAUAAGCCAAAGUUCAUUCCCACUAAUACAAGCGAGCUCCAUGGAUAGACAUGUCACCAAAAGCUUCGAAAUCCCAGCUGGAUCCUUUGGGAUGUUCACCAUCAUUGCUCUAACCAUCUGGGUCGUCCUCUACGACAGAGCAGUCCUUCCAUUAGCAUCGAAGAUAAGAGGGAAACCGGUACAUCUCAGCACGAAAACAAGAAUGGGGAUGGGGAUAUUUCUGUCUGCCAUAGGGAUGUUAUUCUCUGGGGUUGUCGAGCACGUAAGACGAAGGAAAGCAGUAGAACAAGGGUUCCUAAACAACCCCAGAGCCGUGGUGGACAUGUCGGCUAUGUGGCUUGUGCCCCAACACUGUCUGAAUGGGUUGGCCGAGGCGUUCAAUGCGAUAGGACAGACAGAGUUCUAUUACUCUGAGCUCCCAAAGAGCAUGUCGAGCAUUGCUUCGUCACUUUUUGGGUUGGGAAUGGCGGUGGCGAACCUGCUGGCAAGUGUGAUUCUAAGCACGGUGGACCGUGCAACGACCGGAGGGGGAGAGGGGGAGAUCAGUUGGGUGUCUAGCAAUAUAAACAAGGGUCAUUACGAGUAUUAUUAUUGGCUUCUUGCCAUCUUGACGCUCAUUAAUCUAAUCUAUUUUGGUGUUUGUAGCUGGAGUUAUGGGCCUUGUGUUGAUAAGCGUAGCAGGGUGAACAUUGAUGACCAGAAUGUUCUUCUACCUGAUACAAAGGACCCCCCAACUUCAACCCCUGCAACGCCAAUCGGCUAAUGUAGUAAUGUGUGUGUGUCUUGUGGAAAUGGUAGUUUGUAUUGUGUGGAAUGUGAUUUUCGUUUAUGGUUUGCUAUCUAAUGUCUUUGCUGGUUUGGGAU